Molecule: messenger RNA, 1973 nt
Organism: Musa acuminata AAA Group (dessert banana)
Lineage: Eukaryota; Viridiplantae; Streptophyta; Magnoliopsida; Zingiberales; Musaceae
Product: protein REDUCED CHLOROPLAST COVERAGE 1-like
Exons: 6
Coding region: 1049-1555 (168 amino acids)
Biological process (GO): organelle organization
Cellular component (GO): cytoplasm
Molecular function (GO): protein binding
Source: RefSeq, a predicted model, not a curated record
CAGUCAACUAUGGAACAAAGGUAAUUCGUCAUAAGAUACUGUACAGGUUAACUUCUUUGUAAAGACCUUUUUUCUCUUUCAUUUGCUUUUGGUAUGAAGGUGUAGUUGGAUGCAGGCUCUGGCAAAAUUAAUUGCAGUCUGUGGUCCUUAUAAUCGGAUGACUGCUGGAGCCUACAGUCUUUUAGCUGUUGUUCUCUACCAUACUGGUGACCUUAAUUAGGUAGCUUUCAGAUAUUUGUGUCACUGAAGGCCAUGGUUCUUAUGAUAUGGACUUAUGGAGUAUCUUACGAUCUGUUAUGUGCCAUGGUUCUCUCUUUUCUGAUAUCUUAAAAGGAACCUUGUUAAAUGGUCUAUUUGAGUAAAAUUGAGCAGAUCAAUUAUGUUUUUACCAAUCCAAUGUCAAAAAUACACCAUUAUGGACAAUUUAAAUUUGCCAAGUCCAACGAUCUGAAAUUUGGAGAAUUGUAAUGUAAAGUUUGUGUCAUGGGUGAUUAUGUUCCGAGUGAUUGAAACCGUUUUUUGUAAUUCAUAUUUCAUAAUAUUGACAUGUAAUUCUGUUGGAAAUUUAGUUGGUAGCUAAUUUAUGCCUUGAAUAAGUGCAUGCAGGACCAUUAGUGGGUCAUGAGGUUGAAACAGAUCAAAGAGCGAUAAACCACAGUUCAAUAUUUUAAUACAGCAUUUGUGUUCCUGACUUGUGUCCUCUUUUAGUAGAUCAAUGUCUAAUUCUAAUUGGAUUUAUCUGUUUUUUAAUGGCUUUUGCAAAGAUCUGAAUCGAGUUAAACCAUGAAACAGUAUUCUACCACUAUGGUUUCUUACGCUAAGAUGAAUAUUAUAAUAUGCUAUAUGGUGUUUUUUACUAUUUAAAAUUUUAUAUAUCACUUCAAUUAUUAGGGAUGACUUUUAGGAACUUUCUGUUAUAAAUUUUGAACCUGUGCUCCUGUCUUUGGCUGGGAUUAUACUAAAUUAUUGCAACUUUUAGGCCACAACUUAUCAGCAGAAGGCAUUGGACAUAAAUGAGAGGGAGCUUGGAUUGGAUCAUCCAGAUACAAUGAAGAGCUACGGCGACCUAGCUGUUUUUUACUACAGGCUUCAACAUACUGAAUUGGCUCUAAAGUAUGUGAAACGUGCGUUGUAUCUUGUGCAUCUUACUUGUGGACCAUCUCAUCCAAACACAGCUGCUACAUAUAUUAAUGUGGCUAUGAUGGAGGAAGGCCUGGGAAAUAUACAUGUGGCACUUAGAUAUCUUCAUAAAGCUUUGAAAUGCAAUCAGAAGUUGCUUGGUCCUGACCACAUUCAGACCGCAGCAAGUUACCAUGCGAUAGCUAUUGCACUAUCCUUGAUGGAAGCAUAUCCUUUGAGUGUUCAACAUGAGCAAACAACAUUACAAAUACUUAGAGCAAAGCUUGGUCCAGAUGACUUGCGUACUCAGGAUGCUGCUGCCUGGCUUGAGUACUUUGAGUCAAAGGCUAUUGAGCAGCAAGAAGCUGCUCGAAAUGGUACGCGGAAGCCUGAUGCAUCUAUUGCCAGCAAAGGCCACCUGAGAUGUGCCAACUGAAUUUUCUACUUCCACUAAAAUGAUGAAUAUCCUAUGCCUGAUCUCCUUGAUUUCAUUGAUUCCAACCAAGAUGGUAGAGGAAGAGAUGCUGAAUCCCUGAAGAGGAAGAAUCUGGGUUUAAUGCCCCAAUAAUAUGUUGAGGCAAAGGAAGACGAGAGACGUGAACGGGAUGCAAUUACGAGGGACGACGAUGAUGAUUCCUCGUGGAAAAGACACGCAAUUAGAUGGAGAUUACGAAAAGAAAUGGCAUUCCACUUGCAAAAACUGUACAUGAUUUCUUUAUUAAUCUCCACGAGUUAAGCUAAGGUGGAUGACUUUCCUGGGAUUGGACUCCAUCCCAAUUCCCAAUUAACAGCUUGUAACAUAUCAACCAAUUAUGAAAGGAAUUAAUGAUUUAUUAUUGGUAAUUUAACUUGAA